UGGCGCUAUUCAAAAUGGCGUCUUACAUAACGUAUAAUUUCUGCUUGACAAGCAUUUUUGGCAUUUUCUAGAACGAUUGCAGUUCAUUGAUCAUUUCAGUGAAGUAUUCUGAUAAAGACACACUGCCUAGGUAUUACACUGAUUCAAUGACAGAUAUGUGGAAUGCAAAUGAGAAAACAAGGUAUGCAAGACUGAGUGGUGCUGAUAGUCUGGGAGCACAUUCUGCUGGGUCAUCGCAGUCUCAGGCAUCAACGGUCAUUGCUGCGGAGCGCGGCAGGAAGUCAUCAGGCAUGUCGUCAUCCCAGGUAGGGUCUUCGGUUCAUUCCAUACGAGAACGCAGUCGAAGUCCAGCAACAGGAUCAAACAAGCCCCCACAGCAUGCUACAACAAAGAGCACAAAAUCUAAGCAUUCACACAGUAAAACACAGAAGGACAAAGAAAGAACGUUAACUACUAAAGGCCGGCCGUGCAAAGAACAUGUCUUCCUUACUGAUGUUGCCGAUGUGAGACAGAUGGAGCAAGGUCUUUUACAAAUGUUAAAUGACUUCCACUCAGGUCGACUGCAGGCGUUUGGUAAGGAGUGUUCUUUUGGGCAUAUGGAUAAUGUCAGAGAUUUACAAGAAAAGCUAUCACGAUUACAUUUUGAUUUAGACAAUCAACAGCAAACACAUGGACUAGGUUCAGAUGAAGCUAAGGAAGCAGCAAAUGAACACAUGGAGCAACUACUACUAAAUCUUGAGCAACUAAGUUCAGCAAUUCAAAGCCUUCACCCAAAUGAAGGAAACCCAUCUGGCUCCGCUGCUCACUAAGACCAGAAUUUAUUUUUGGUUCGUCAAUAUUAUAUUUCUUUGAAAUAUAAUAUAAGGGAGUGCAUAAAAACGAUCACUUUUUUUUAAUAUAUUAGGAGACAUUAGGUGUUUUGUUGGGCAGCCGUGGAUUGUAUGUGAAUAUCUCACACUCCUAUCAUGUCAUGGAUUCAGGGCUAGCUAUUAUGUCACCGAUGGAGUGAGUGGCUGAGAUGUAUCAGCUUUCUGCACGACUGUAGGAAUAUAUAACACAAAUCUCAUCAUAUAUCUUGUCAUCAGGGAGAAUGUCAUCUGUCUCACAUUUCUUUCGGAGAAAUAUCAAAUUAUUUAUUGACCAACUGUGAUUGUCAAUACAUUGUUUUUAUUAUUGGAAUUAUUUUUUCUAAAGUAGCGAGUAGAUACUUGCCCUUGCUUGUACAAAAUGUUAGAGGGCAGAAGCUCAUAAAAAAUAAAACCCAAGUCAAGUAAAUAUUCAGAAGUAUAUAGACACCUAUCCUUGCACUUGUACACAAACUAAUUCCCAUUGAUUGCUGGUUCAUGUAUGCUUCUGUUAUGAAACACUUCAAAUAAAUCAAAUACUUA
This is a messenger RNA of Saccoglossus kowalevskii, 1388 nucleotides long. RefSeq lists its product as uncharacterized. Lineage: Eukaryota; Metazoa; Hemichordata; Enteropneusta; Harrimaniidae. The record is from RefSeq and is a predicted model, not a curated record.